AUGCCGAAACUCGCCACGGCUCUGCUUUUGCUUGGGCUUCUGCCAUCGCUCUGCAAGCUGGGUGGCGUUGUGCUUGGAGCCCUUCCCCCCCUCUCUCCCAGCACGGCGCUCCCAAGCCGGGUGGGUGCGCACUCCUGUGGCGUGAUUUCGGCCGGUCUUCACCGGUUUCUUGCAGUCUCCCCGCCGAGCACGCGCACCGAGUUGUUGGCCGCCGAGGGCAAGCCUUGGCUUGUUGUGGGCGACUACAAUUGGCGUGCCAGCUAUGAUCACGUGCGUCUGGGCUUUGAGGCCAGCACCUUUCCGCAUGCUGUGACCACUGUGGGCCACCAAGCUGCGCCCACUCGGGCUUGCUGCUCUGCCAGCGUCUCCGUCUCGAAUGCUGUCGUGCAGACGUGUCCCCUCCCCGGCAUUCCUCAUCAUCAAGCCGUUGUUUUCGCGGAUGCUGUUGUUCCCAACCUUUGUGACCCGGCGCCCAGUCUUCGUGCUCGGCGUACCGCUGUCUACGAGUGGUCUUUGCCUCCGGCUCCUCAGCUCCCUGCACUCUGCCAGCGGCUGAUUUCGGCUGUGCCACCACCGUGUCCUGCUGAUUUGCCUUUUGACCAGCGUCUGUCUGCCUGGCACGUCCGUGCAGAGAAGGUCUGCAGCUUGGCCUGCCAAUUUGGGGUGGCCCGCACCUUGCGUAAGGGCGAGCGCGGUAAGGGCUCUGCUCUGUCGAUGCGACCUCGCGCACCUCCUGCUGUGCACCGUGCCACUGCGAUCGCCCCCCAGCUGCGCCCUGCUAACAGCCUUGACCCCAACCUCGACUCUGCUGGGAUGACCACCGAAUGGGUCAACUCUGCAGCUCCUCCUCCGCCUUCCUUGUGCGCCGACGAUGCUCCUGUCGUUGUUUCCCUUGAGGCCUUCCUGGAUGGUAUCUUGCAUGGCCACGGCAGUGCCGGUUGGGAUGGCUGGUCUGCCGCUGAGCUUCGUGGUCUUGCUAGAGCCUGCCCUGACGUGUUCGUUGAGCUCCUCCAGCUCCUUAACCUGUGUUUGAGGUCGCCGGCUUCGGUGAGGUCCGACUCUUCGUCCCUUUUCACCUGGCGUGUCGUCGGUGUCCCAAAGCCCAAAGAUCCGGGUGCGACUCGCCCGAUCGCCAUUGCUAGUGCUUUGGUGAGGGGUUUUCACCGAGCCCUUCUGUCCCUGUUUCCUCCCUUGCCCCCCCGGCAAUGGUGUGGUCUUUCCGGCUCCCGUACCGCCGAUGCCAUUGCUGACUGGCUUGCGCAGCGAGCGCACAAAGGUGCUGAACUUGACUUACGACGGGCGUUUGACAGCGUUCCCCACACUGUUUCCCUUCUUGCAGGGCGGUCCGCUGGCCUCAAUGAAGAACUUCUUGCUUAUUUCUCCGAGCUCGUGUGGCCUGCACCCCGACGUUGCUCCGUUGCGGGGAGCCCUCCUCCUCGUGAUGUGUGGCCCGUGCGAGGCUUGCCGCAAGGUGACCCCGCCAGUCCUCUGUUCCUGGCAUACGUGCUUGCGCCUUGGACUCGGCUCGUCAGCACU
Symbiodinium necroappetens is the source of this 1536-nucleotide messenger RNA. The record is from the annotation of a GenBank genome assembly. Lineage: Eukaryota; Dinophyceae; Suessiales; Symbiodiniaceae.